Molecule: messenger RNA, 663 nt
Organism: Prorocentrum cordatum
Lineage: Eukaryota; Dinophyceae; Prorocentrales; Prorocentraceae
Source: the annotation of a GenBank genome assembly
AUGGCCCUCGUCGCCCUGGAUGCGGGCGCCGGGCACGGGCCGUCGUCCCCAGACGGCCUCGCGGCCGACGCGGUGCGCCCCGACGAGACCGCGUGGGACCUCCUGCGGUCGUUGCGCGCCAGCAGAGGCUCUGGGCUCGCGUGCCUGGACGCCCACCUGCCAGACGGCUCUCUGGGGCCAGGAGAGCUGGUGGUCGUCCACGGCGCGGCGGGCGCCGCGAAGAGCGCCCUGCUCCGCAGCCUGCUCGCGGCCUACGUGGCGCGCACGGAGCGGGGCGGCCACGGCCUGCCCGCCGUGCUCGUGGACGCGGACGGGUCCUUCGACGCGGGGCUCCUGGCCGGGGUGCUCGAGGCGCGCGGCGAGUCCGCGCUGCGGCGGCGGCGAGAGGUCGGCCGCCCAGCGGAGCCGGAGCACGCGGUAUCCGACGCGGAGGCCGUGGAGGAGGCUCUCGGCAGGCUCCUGGUGCUGCGGCCUGACGAGCCCCAGGACCUGCUGCGCCAGCUGCGCCUGCUCCGCGACGUCCUGGCCGCGAACCCGGCGGUGGCCCUGCUGGUGGUGGACUCCAUGUCUGCCUGGCAGACGGCCACCGCCGCCUUCCCGAAGGCGUCCGCGCCGUUCGUCAGGGAGAGCUGGCGGGCGCUGGAGCGGCUGCAGAGGGAGCCC